GGUCUUUCAGAGCAUAUAUAAGAGUACUGGACGCCGGAGAAGGGGGGAUGGCUAGCCGAGAUCAAGAGCAUCGAAUUUCUAUUCCUGAUCAUAAUAAUGCUGGUGGAUCUGGUGUCAGUGUCGGCCCCGGAUUCAUUAAUGAGGAGGACGUGUGUAGUCUCCCGAUCGAACCGGCCGAUUUGGGUGAGGAGUGGAUUCGAGAGGUGGAGGACAAAAUUGUUUCCGCAUUCGAAGAUUCGACAGUACUGUGGCAUUCGGAUUUCAAGGAUGAAACAGGACCUAAGAUUUGCAUGCUGCCGCUGCGUGACUCUCAGCCAAGGUUGGAGACGAAAGGGGGGCUUUCCCAGCCAAGCGUGGUGACAAUAGGGCCAUUUCAUCGGCAGGAUAGGGUGAGUAUUUCCGACAAAGAAAAAUGGAUGAUUGUGGGCCUCAUGAAUCUUUUGUGUGGUCUCGACUUGGCGAGCUGCCUCGUAAAGAUAAAAAAUCAAGUAGCAAACGCCCGCAACAGCUACUCCAAUUUAGAUGUAUCUGAUCAAAGCUCCGGUUUUAAAGAUGACAAAAGUUUCGCAGAGAUGCUGCUGCUUGAUAGCUACUUCAUCUUGUUUAUGUUGACCAUUAAGUUACGUAAAGGACCGACAGAUUAUACAUUGAUGCCGCCAACACUUAAUAAGUUUACAGAGCCGCCGCUUAAGCUGUUUCAAGACGACCAUUUCAAAUUUCUCGACAUCAUAUUCAACAAAGAUGAUAUCGCACUUGAUCUGCUGAUCCUCGAUAACCAAAUCCCUUUCUUUGUGAUCGAGGAGCUACUUAAGGAGCUCGAGUCGGAGAAGCCUCUCCAUGAGUAUGCCCUCGAGUUCUUCGAGACAAUCCAUCCAAGGUCGGCCCAACAUUGCAAGGACAAGAAUAUUAGUCCUCCCGAAUUCCUACAUCUGCUCGAUCUUUUCCACUGGUCUCGGGUCCCACAGAACAAGUACACCUUGCCUCGACAGCUAGAUUCUAUUGACUGGGUACCCCAUACUCCGAAUGCGAUGGAACUUAGAGAAUCCGCAACAGUGUUUGAAAAGAAGACGUCCGGGAGCUCAUUGGAUAUCACAUUUCAGAGACGUAGGUUUAAAGGCAUUAUUGGGGUGCUCGACAUCCCAGAGUUACACUUCCGCAACUAUAGCAGCCUCAUCUUCUAUAACCUCAUCGCCUUCGAGAUACAAUCUUCAAGCCGGGGUCGCUGCACCAUGGCCUUUUCUGCACUUAUGCGGAACUUGCUGCAAACCGAGGAAGAUGUGAAGCUGCUUCGGCGAAGCGGCAUUUUGGUGAGCUCAUCCAUGACCGCCAGCCAACUCACUGAUCUCUUCGAACGCUUGAGCAGAUUGACUGAAAACCAUCAAAUGCCAAGCGAUCUGUCUGCAAUUUGCGAUCAGGUCCUGUCUUACCACAAUGACAGAGCGUAUCAAUUCUUCCGCUUCAUCAUUCUCUGGUACUUCCCCAACCCACAGGCGACUUUUUUGGUAUUUGUUUCUGGCUUGCUUUUUGUUCCCACCAUCUUGCAAACCAUAUACGCUAUGAUCUACCAUAGUUGAAUGCUCUACAUGUUAUUAUCAUCUUGUAUGAUAGCAAGGAGUCUGUAUUUUACUGAAAUAAAAAACUUGUAUUGUACUACCAAAUGGGUUGUUGUUAAAUUUACUAUGUAACAUCCUCUGUACGUUGCUACCUACUUUGGUGU
Molecule: messenger RNA, 1717 nt
Organism: Ananas comosus (pineapple)
Lineage: Eukaryota; Viridiplantae; Streptophyta; Magnoliopsida; Poales; Bromeliaceae
Product: UPF0481 protein At3g47200-like
Exons: 2
Coding region: 48-1574 (508 amino acids)
Source: RefSeq, a predicted model, not a curated record